Parathielavia appendiculata is the source of this 437-nucleotide messenger RNA. RefSeq lists its product as uncharacterized. The transcript is spliced from 2 exons. NCBI's taxonomy places the organism in Eukaryota, Fungi, Ascomycota, Sordariomycetes, Sordariales, Chaetomiaceae. Bases 72 to 383 code for a protein of 103 amino acids. The record is from RefSeq and is a predicted model, not a curated record.
CGCUAAGAUACGGCUUCGAAUCACGGGCCUGCGGUGUCCGCGGCACUCUCGUAAUGUAGUUUACACGUGUGAUGUACCUUCCUUUUCUGGCGUUUCCCAUCUCAACACUCUCGGCAACGAGGAAGCAAUUGGCAUGUGACAAUCAUGACGCUUACAUGUUCCUCCGGUGGACAGUCAGCCUUGCUCCCGUCAGGCCGUCACGCCGCUGUCCGGGCCAAGGCUGUAUCCCUUCAGUGGGUGUGACCCGGUCGUUUUGGGAAUCGUGGACAUCACCCGCAGGCUGUACCCCUCAGCUUCCGGUUGUGUCGGCUUCACCGAGUACGCGGCCCCUAGAUCCAUUGAGAAUAUCGUUUAUUCAGCAUGGACCAAGACUUCCAUUCUAGCCGACCUCAAGGACUGGCUGUCUAUGUUUGGGUCUCACAGAGGAAGGCCGAACU